Messenger RNA from Colletotrichum godetiae, 627 nucleotides. RefSeq lists its product as uncharacterized. The transcript is spliced from 2 exons. The record is from RefSeq and is a predicted model, not a curated record. The coding region runs from base 134 to 403 and encodes 89 amino acids. NCBI's taxonomy places the organism in Eukaryota, Fungi, Ascomycota, Sordariomycetes, Glomerellales, Glomerellaceae.
CACGAGCCGCCCUCACAAGCAUCCCGUCUCAGCCUUGACAAGACACUGCAGAAGCAGCGCCAGCCAUAGCCACAUCGGCUUCCUUGUAUCGAAGGUGGGAUUGGGUAGUUCUUCCCCGCUCCAUGUCAUCAACAUGUGCGAUUGGUGUUACCGAAUCUUCGCCUGUGGGCACUGGAUGACUGGUGCUGAAGCAUGGUGUUACGAAUAUGGGAGAAACCAGAAGCCGUGCAAAGUGACGGUGGAUUCAGAAUUCCAGUAUCCGACCAAAUGCAAGAAGUGCGAGGGAAGCAGGGACGUGGUCGCCUGGGAGCAUAUGAUUGACCGCUCCAAAUCUCACAUGAUAAAGCAACUCGGUUCGAUAGUGUUGCAGCAACAGGCCCCAACGUGGUUGACCGUACGAUGAACAGCGGGCAGUUCCUGAUGGAGAAGAUGAGACCCACCCGCUUGAGCUGAUCAAUCAGCACCGUUCGUGCGCUGCUCACCACACGGCGGACUCAUAAGAGCGCACACUCCAAGGCACCGACUACUUAGUGCCCAUUUGCGCCCUUCAUGUCCUACCACUGCUUGCAUUACAGUAAACUCAAGUAGAUCGUUCCAACAGCGUCAUUAUAAUGCUAUGUCUGAUUU